AUGGCGGACACGCGAGCCCCCAGGCCGUCCACGGACGAAGAGAGCGCACCGAUGCUCCAGAAUGUCUCCCACCCCGACGACGACCCAGCAGCGCCGGACGAAGAGCCUAGCUACCUGGAGCGCAUCGCCGCCAUUGUUCAAGAACCUCUCUCCCCACUCACCCAACUCCUCUUGAUUGCCGCUCUCAUAUUCCUGCUACUCAGUUCCGUCUUCAUUGGCCUGUUUGCCGGCGCCCAGCAUAAGUUGAACACCGGCACGGGCGGAGGCUCGAAGACUGUAGUGGUCACUUCCACCGCUACGGCCACGGCCACCACCACCACGCAAGUCACAACCACCGCGGUCUCUACGACCACCGUCAUCAUUCCCGCCCCUGCACCCACUGCACCCCCCGAAGAGCCGGUUUGCGUCUCUGCGUCAUGCAUCAGCCUGGCCGCGUCGGUUCUGUCUUCUCUUGACGAGACUCAGGAUCCCUGCGAGAACUUCUAUGACUUUGCGACCGGCGGUUGGUUGAAGGAGAAUCCCAUACCCUCCGACAAAGGACGCCUCGGCCAUUUCGACGUGCUCGCCUUGCAAAACAGGCGUCUUCUCCAACAAAUUAUCUCCGAAGACUCCUCGUCUCGGUUCGCCGAGGCGUCGGCUCUCAUGGACGACGACGACGACGACGCGUUGCUUCUCAAGAAGCUGCGCGGUCUGUACAACUCUUGCAUGGCUGAGGAUCACCUGAACGACCUGGGCGAAGCCCCAUUAAAUGCUAUGACUAAGAAGAUCAAGGAGCUUUUCCGGGGCAAGACGGUCGUGGUUGACGACUUCAGCGCGAGCACGCCGGAAGAGGACAGGCACAGGCUCACGGCCACAGUCGCCUAUUUGCAUUCUCGUGGCAUCGAUGCUCUGUUCAGCUAUGACAUCGAGGGUGAUGCGGGAAACGACCCCAACCUCAUGGCUCUAUGGCUCUCUCAGGCUAACUUAGGCCUUCCUUCAAAGGAAUACUACGAUGAAGAAGCUAUUGUCGAGCUUUACCGCACAGUUUUGCAACGUCUAUUGAUCGUGGCUGAUGACAAGGACGAGCAGCUCGAGAGUGCAUCUGUCACGACCGUUCCGUCGACUGGCUUGACGAUCCACGAAGAGCGUCUACGCGUAUGGCCCCCUUGGCCCUGGCCGCCCUGGGGCGACGACGAUGACGGCAACAAGCCCGUCAACCGCACGGAACGUGCCGAUAAGCUGGCGAAGUCUAUUGUGAAGCUCGAGAAACAAAUCGCGAAAGCCAGUCUUGACCUCGACAUCCUGUACCAGGACCCCAUCGCGACGUACAACCCCGUACCGUUCAAGAACGUUAGUCACCAGCUUCCGGAGUUCGACUUCCCGGCGUAUUUCUCCUCGUUCGCGCUGCGCAACUUCCCCGACACGAUCAUUUUGACUUCGACGACCUACCUGUCUGAUCUGUCGCGCAUCCUGAACGCCACCGACAAAGACACCCUCGAGGCAUACUUCAUUACUCGUGCCGGUUUGUCCUAUGGUUCUUACCUUGGUAUGGAGACCGAGGCGUGGCAAGCCACCCGCGGCCUUCAAGAAGUCCUCAAUGGGAUCAAGAAGGGUGCCGUCGGUGACCGCUCAGAGUACUGUAUUGCGCGCGUCGAGUCUGCCAUGGGCUUCGCGCUCGGACGGUACUUUGUUCGGGAGACGUUCGGUGGACAAUCUCGUGAGAAGGCCACGAAGGUCAUCACAGAUAUCAUCAGCACUUUCAAGAAGUCUUUGGCUAGCAUUGCAUGGAUGGAUGAUGAGAGUGCCACCGCAGCUGCGGGCAAGGCGGAUGCUCUUCGUAUCAAAGUUGGCUAUCCCAUGUCGCCCAACACGGAGAACCCUCGCUCGUUGGUCAACUGGUACAGGAAUGUCAAGAUCAAUGUGGCGACCUUCUUCGAUAACAUCGUCAGCGCCAACGUUGGGGACGAGAUUCGCCGCUGGUACCAGAUUGGCAAGCAGCGCGAUCCCGAGGCAUGGGAGAUGUAUGCGUCGACCGUGAAUGCAUACUACAACCCGCCUGGGAACGAAAUCGUCUUCCCUGCAGGUAUUCUCCGUCCUCCGUUCUUCCAUGUGAACUGGCCCGGUUACAUGAAUUACGGGUCCUUCGGUCACGUCGCUUCACAUGAGCUUACACACGCUUUCGAUUCUGCCGGUCGCUUGUAUAAUCAAGACGGCAAGCUUGAGGAGUGGUGGACAAACAAGACGAGUGAAGGCUUCAAAGUGAAACAGAAAUGUAUCGUCGAUCAAUAUUCCGAGUACACUAUCGAUGAUGGAAAGGGUGGCAAAAUUCACGUCAACGGCAAUUUGACCUCUGGUGAGAAUAUUGGGGAUAGCGGUCUGAUUCAGGCCUUCCGGGCUUGGAAGAGUCAGUACAGCGAAGAGUCUGAGUUCCUCCUCCCCGGUCUCAGCUAUACUCGCGAGCAACUGUUCUUCAUCUCCUUCGCGCGCAGCUGGGCCCAGAAUAUCAAGCCAGCAGCCGCUGUUGCCCGUGUGCGAACAGACCCGCACUCGCCCAAUCAGUUCCGUGUCGACGGCACAGUCUCCAAUAUCCCCGAGUUCGCGAAGGCGUUCAAAUGCUCAUCCAAGGCGAAGCUGAACCCACCGAACGAGAAGAGGUGUAUGUUCUGGUAG
Epithele typhae is the source of this 2649-nucleotide messenger RNA. Its product is annotated as metalloprotease. Gene Ontology annotation, molecular function: metalloendopeptidase activity. Gene Ontology annotation, cellular component: plasma membrane. The coding region runs from base 1 to 2649 and encodes 882 amino acids. The transcript is spliced from 17 exons. The record is from RefSeq and is a predicted model, not a curated record. Gene Ontology annotation, biological process: protein processing. NCBI's taxonomy places the organism in Eukaryota, Fungi, Basidiomycota, Agaricomycetes, Polyporales, Epitheliaceae.